This is a messenger RNA of Pseudovirgaria hyperparasitica, 1560 nucleotides long. RefSeq names its product nuclear localization protein. Gene Ontology annotation, molecular function: chromatin DNA binding. The record is from RefSeq and is a predicted model, not a curated record. The transcript is spliced from 3 exons. Gene Ontology annotation, cellular component: nucleus. Lineage: Eukaryota; Fungi; Ascomycota; Dothideomycetes; Acrospermales; Acrospermaceae. The coding region runs from base 1 to 1560 and encodes 519 amino acids.
AUGGCACGUCGCGGACGUGGGUCCAGGCGCGCCGCAGCUCGAACUCCUACUCCAGUUGAACAGGAGUCGGAUCAAGAGAUGGUUGAUGUAGAUGAGUCGCGUGUGCAGACACCCUUAGAAGACGAGGGCGACGCGCAAGAUUCCGAUGCCCAACCCGCUGCUUCAGAUGCUGCCUCGCCGCCAGUCAUUCAGCAAUUUCCACGGAAGAAGCGCCUUGGUAGGCCGCCUAAGAAUCGCCCUCCAGACUGGAAUACCUCGGAGGUUGAUGCGAACUCGGAAGGCGGUACGCCGCAAAAACGUCGUCGAGGACGUCCGUCCAUGGGUCCACGCGGACGGGGUUCUCGGGGUGGAGCUUCGCAGAGCACACGGGUAGCCAUCGACAAAGAAGGCAACAUGAUGGACGUGGUGGGCGAUGAAGUUGCGCUGCCUGAGGAUCCGGAGGGUGAAGAGAAGGUUGACAAGAUGGGCAACUUGCAAGGUGGAAGAGAUUAUCGCGUGCGAGUCUUUACAAUUACUGGAAGAGGUGACCGUCUUUACAUGUUGUCGACAGAGCCGGCACGAUGCAUUGGCUUUCGAGACAGCUAUCUCUUCUUCACCAAGCACAUGCAGCUGUACAAGAUCAUAAUCGACGACCACGAGAAAAUGGAUCUGAUCGCAAGAGAUCUCAUUCCACAUUCAUACAAGGGCCGUUCCAUUGGUGUGGUGACUGCUCGUUCCGUCUUUCGAGAAUUCGGUGCCAAGAUCGUCAUUGGCGGCAAGAAGGUUAUCGAUGACUACUAUGCGUCGGCCGCGAGAGAGCGGGGAGAUGUAGAGGGGGAGAUCGCGGAGCCGAAUGACCGACUUCCAGCACCGGGUGAGCCAUACAACAAAAACCAGUACGUGGCCUGGCAUGGUGCCAGUGCGGUCUACCAUACCGGCGCACCCAGUGUUCCGCUUCAGAAUGGCAAACCCGUGGUCGGCAAACGUAAAGUUAACAUCACAUCUGCGAACUGGAUGUUUGAGCACGCAAGAUCAUCAAGUCGAUUUAACUCGAAGCUUGUGGCCGAUCGCCACGCAAAUAUGAGCGGAAUCUACGAUCCACAUACAAACAUGAUGCACUUCCCCAGAGCAACACAGCCAACACAUGCAAAGUGGGAAGAGAUUUCAGCAGAGGACACUGAACGUCCGGCUGUACGAGAGGGACUUCUCUUGGCUAAUGGUGCAACCGAAACGACACACUUAGUAGACUCGACCGAUCCCGUGACCACGAAUGCGAGUAGUAUGUUCUCGUCCGUGCCACCUGUUGUUUCACGCAACUUUCUCGUCACAGAUGCCUACUCGCAAUCACCAGCUAUCUCCAAUCUUGGCAUACCAGGACCAGAGGGCGACUUUUACGACGUUGGCACGAAUGGCCUUGCCAGCAUUCCAGACAGCAUACUCGAGGAUCUGCCCGCAGAAUGUCGAGAGGCGUUCGAAGACACGAAACGAGUGGAGCUCGAAUGGAAGCAAGGCUGGGGCACAGAAUCACAACACGGAGCUCGAGCCACACUACGGAUUGGAUUCUCCGGUGUGCCGGUCUGA